CCUUUGUGUGAGAUCUUCGGAAAAGAAGACCGUAACUCGAGAAUUCUCCGAUUCUCGGUAAUUUGGAUGCGCACGUACGCAGGCAGUGUUUGGUUUUGAGUUGUUCUAGUUUGUUAAAUUUGAUAAAUCAUUCUUAGUGUAGAAAAUUAAAUAUGUCGAACGCGAGUGCUCCAGAUUCAUGGGAACAACAGGCAGAUUCGGGCGCCGCAGAUGCCGUGGCUGCCAACGAUAUGUCGGCUAAAUUUUCCACGUUGAACGUGAACGCAGCCGAGUUUGUGCCUUCAUUCUUUUCACCUUCACAAUCGGAUUCGCCAACCAAAUCACAAGGUUCCGAUGGUCAGACUCCCGUCCAAAACGGUGUGGGAGUUGCAGAUGUGGCCAUGAGUGGUGUUAGUGGAGGAAGCGGUGGGGAGCGAGAUGGGGGUGAACCGCCUGGGGCCCCACCUCCUGUCGACAGUUGGGAAGAAGCCGCUGAUGUUGAAGUCAUCCUCACUCCGGACAAUGAAGAAGGUUCGGAAAAUGUUGGUGAAGCAAGUGAUCUAGGGGAAGCCAUGGAAGUAGAUGAGGCGCCCAAACCCCUCAAAAAACCCAAAGCUUUAGCUGAAAAGAAUAAGGACAAAAAGGAACAUGUCAACGUAGUAAUCAUUGGACACGUAGAUGCUGGUAAAUCUACUAUUGGUGGUCAAAUAAUGGCUCUCACUGGCACUGUUGACAAACGCACACUAGAAAAAUAUGAAAAAGAAGCAAAGGAAAAAGGACGAGAAUCAUGGUAUCUGUCGUGGGCGUUGGACACUAAUCAAGAAGAGAGAGAGAAGGGGAAAACAGUUGAGGUAGGACGAGCAACGUUUGAAACAGAAAAGAAGCGAUUCACUAUUUUAGAUGCUCCUGGACAUAAAAGUUUUGUGCCUAACAUGAUUGGUGGUGCCGCUCAAGCCGAUUUAGCCGUUCUGGUAAUAUCAGCACGAAAAGGAGAGUUUGAAACUGGUUUCGACCGAGGUGGCCAAACUCGUGAACAUGCUAUGUUAGCUAAGACUGCCGGCGUCAAACACAUGGUUGUACUUAUCAAUAAAAUGGAUGACCCAACUGUGGAGUGGUCAGAAGCAAGAUAUUUAGAAUGUAAAGAUAAACUUUUGCCAUAUCUUAAGAAAUUAGGUUUCAAUCCACAAAAAGAUUUGUCAUUCAUGCCUGCCUCUGGACAGACUGGCUUAGGAAUCAAAGAACAGUUAGAUGAAAAAAUAUGUCCCUGGUACAGAGGACCCCCUUUCAUUCAGUUCAUCGAUAGUUUGCCAUCACUUAAUAGGAAAAGUGAUGGUCCGUUCUUACUUCCAAUAGUGGAAAAAUACAAAGACAUGGGCACAGUUGUAAUGGGCAAAGUAGAGUCAGGAGAAAUCAAGAAAGGAAUGUCCCUAAUUCUAAUGCCUAAUAGGUCAAAUGUGUCUGUAGAUCAGUUGUGGUCUGAUGAUGAUGAAGUCUCAGAAGCUGGACCGGGUGAAAAUAUUAAAGUUAAAUUAAAAGGAGUUGAAGAAGAAGAUGUUUCUCCUGGUUUUGUUCUUUGUGACCCUUCCACUCCUGUGACAACUGGCAGAAUCUUCGUGGCCCAGGUGGUUAUUUUAGAGCAUAAGAGUAUUAUUUGUGCUGGUUAUUCCGCAGUCAUGCACAUCCAUUGUGUAGCCGAGGAAGUAACUGUCCAGGAAUUAGUGACAUUAGUGGAUAAAAAAACUGGCGAGAAAACAAAAACAAGGCCGCGCUUUGUGAAACAGGAUCAAGUAGCUAUUAUGGUACUUGAGUGUGCUGGUACAGUAUGUUUGGAGCCCUUCAAACAAGUUCCGCAGAUGGGUAGAUUCACUCUACGAGAUGAAGGUAAAACAAUUGCAAUUGGCAAAGUACUCAAAAUCAAGGAAUAAGCAUUAAAAUGAAUUGUUACCUCAACUUUGACUAAAAACUGCAGGUUUGCAAGUAAAUAAUUUAAACUGCAUAAUGUUGAAGGGUAUUGUCGAUGCAGGAAUUAUGUGACAUUUUUGCCAUUUCCAUAAUCAUGUAUUCAAGGACCAACGGUCCUAAAGCCUCUCAUGAUAUGAACAAAUAUUCAGUAUAGCUUCAAGCCAAAACCUGGACUCUGAUCUGUCAUACUUGUCUGUAAUUAUGAAGAUAGUUAUCAGUUGCCAAUUUUGUAAGAAUGUCCGGUUCCAUACUGGAUUUUGUGCGUAAUAUCUAACCAUACCAUCUGUCAAUACCACGGAGACAAGGGUUUUAGGGGAAAAGAAAAAUAAAAAAACAAUUCUCCUUGCCCCUAAGUGUCACUUAGCUUCUCCAUCCAUGGUACCCUUCCAUUGAAACACUGAUGUUCUGGAACAAGUAUAAUUCAAGGAAAAUAGGAAAGUUUAAGCAAAUCUUGCAAAGUUGGGUUGUGUACUUGUAAUCUGCAAUUGCAAUUUUGUACAAAGUGAUGCAGCAAGCUGGCUUAAAGGUUAAAGCAGUCACAUCAAAUAUGAGCAUAAUUAAACUCUUUUACUAGCAAUGAAUAUUUUAUAAUAUUUAUAUAAUUCGGAUGGAAAAAACAAAUCAAAAAUUUUCCUUUUUUCCCCCUUUUUUUCUUGUCUUUUUUUACUUGAGAAUAGCUUUGUAUGCUCAGAAAUAUUUAUAGCAUAGUCGAUUUGGCUUGUUCACCACAUUCUGAAAAUAUUUUUUGUGUUGAAGUUUUGGAUUUAUGACCGUGUUUAGCGGGAAAAUUCACAAUAGGAACCUUUUCCAGCUCAGAUGAAACCUCUCUUCCUGACAAGUCUAUUUUUGGUAACAAAAAGUGUAAUCGAACAUAAAAUUGAAAGUUCAAUUCAGACUCCAAGGGCCAUCCCAAACGUAAGUUUCCCCUGAUGCAUCUUCGAAACCAGUGAAGACAAAUUUGAUGUGAGAAAAAAUUUGUCAUACUCUCACAUUUAUAAUGAAGCGUAGAAACUUAAAAUAGGCCUCCUUUUGUAACUAAAUAGACGAUGUGUUACUGUUAAGAUCUGAUUACAAGGCCAGGAAAGAGUAAAAAAAGAGAUCAGAUCCUGUUAUCACGGUAAACGAAGGAAAGAAUCCUACUUAAAUGCAUCCAUCAGCAGAUGAAAAGCAUUCACGCAGCAUGUGAUCAAAGGGAAGGAAAUUGGCAGGCCAAAAAUGUUGGUCUUCAUUAGUUUCACCUCGGACAUGAGUAUUGUAAAGUUUUUUUAAUGAGAUGCAGCACCUGCGAUGAAAUGGCAAGAUAAAAACUCAACAGCAAAAAUCCCCUCAUAAGCUCAGGAGAUACCUCCCUGCAUGAUUUUUAUUGUAGUGAGGUUGCAUAGGAUCAUUGUUAUUCCGUUUUAAGCAUUUUUAGACAAACGCAAGAAAAAGGUCAGCUCACCCACUAAAACUAACUUACUAACUUGUAACCCAAUUGGCUGAUCUUAAGCUUUCAUAACUUGUUGGGAAAAAAAAGAAUAUGAUACGCUAAAAUCUUUCUCUCUGACUGAGUUCAUCUUUAUUAGCUGUAUGAGAAAAAAUGAGGUUAAACCUGGUGCCAAAGCAGUAAGGAAUCCUUUACUUCUUGCUAACAAAUGGUAGCGCUUCUCUUUGCUUUGCCAUCACCCCCAUUUAAACAUCAUGAAAUGGGUGUGAAUGCAGAGGAAGUGAGAGGGGGAAGAAACAUCGGAUCUGUCAAAUUCACAGAAGUGUAAACUAAGAGAACAAGAUUGAAAAUGAUUGUAGUCGUAGAAACCGUUGUUCGAAAUUAGUUUUUUUAUGUUGAUUAUUGAAACUUAUGCCAGCACGACAAGACAUUGAUGAUCUAUAUUUUACAUGGCACAGAUGUAUCAAGAAAUAGUUUCAACAAUCAGCCCCUUGUAUUCAGUCCUUCGUUGAUUCAUUAGGAGACGUAAGGAUUUUGUCAGAUGAGACUGUUGCGGUUUAGAAGUUGGCAAAAUUAUUUUUGUUGAAAUCCUUUGGCCUUUAAGAAUGACCCCUGGAGACAAGCAUUAUAUCGUUUGCUAAAUAACAAGUAGCUUCCGUACUUUGAGAGAAGCCGAUACAUCUCAGAACAAAAACUCUAACACUUACAGAUAUUUUUGCAAGUUUGUGCUCGUAUCAGUGAUGUGGAUUUUGCAUGAAGUCAGCUGCUGUGAGCGAAAACUCGUAUUUGUAUAUUUUACACAAGGAUAUAUAUUUACAUGUUUAAAUGCAUAUAUUAUAAAUGAACUCCUUUUUUAUAGGAAAUUACCCCUUCCUUUAAUUUUUUUUCUUUCAGUUCUGCAAAUAAAAUUUCUUUUAUACAUACCAUAUUUAAUCAUAUUACCCUACAGUUUUUUUAGAUUUAUUGAAUUUUUCACAUUGUAAAUUUUCUCAUUGGGCAUCCCAAUGAAACGAGGGUCAAGGAAAAUUCGACCAAUACAUCAUGUGUCACAAAAUGAACUGAUUUUCUCUCAUUCGUGGCUGCGCUAAUUGUAGUGACAGACAAAAAAAUUUAUUUUUCAUACCUUGUCAAAUUUUUAUCUUGCACUAAUGCAUAUUUUACUGUAAAUAUAAUUUCUAAAAACGAAGAGCACGUUGGAACCGAUUCCUCAUUUAGUGAUGAAGUUGAAGUCAUUUGUUUCUAUGAAAAGUAGAUGCUUUUUCAUUUUGGAAAUAGGUGUCUGUGCUCAAGUUUAAUCCUAGGCUGGGUAAGAUAAUGUUGUAUUUGCAACAACUAGAACAUUGUAUAGACUGGAUGAAGGAAAACAAUGUUACGUGUAUUAUUGAAAUAAAUUUGUUAUGAAAUUAUUUUGUAAAAACCAA
This is a messenger RNA of Bemisia tabaci, 4788 nucleotides long. RefSeq names its product eukaryotic translation release factor 3 (gene eRF3). Lineage: Eukaryota; Metazoa; Arthropoda; Insecta; Hemiptera; Aleyrodidae. Gene Ontology annotation, molecular function: GTP binding; GTPase activity. The record is from RefSeq and is a predicted model, not a curated record.